GUCGUCAUGACCCACAUCAUAGGUGCUUGUUGAAGGGAGAAUUUUUUUUCUCUGUAUAAAUGCAAGCUCAUCAGUACAUUAUGCAAGCCAAGAGUCUCCUGAAAACAUUCAGCUUGACUUCACACAAAUACUCAAAAGAUGGUUCAUGGUCUUUUAGUAUUCCUAAAAAAACUCCGAACCUUCUGUACAUAUUUAGCCACCAAGUUGUUUUCUUUUUCCAAAUCUGCACAGCAGUCCAUGAAAUACUCCUUACAGUUCAUCUGUCAAAAUAAUCCACUCUUUGCCCAGGCCAUUUAUUUCACCUCGAUUUCAUUUGCUGGAUAUGCAGCUCUAAAGGUCCUCAAGCCACGAGAAAAGCCAAAUACCCUGAAUGACUUAGAUUUAUUAUUUACCUCUGUAUCUGCAUCAACUGUCUCAAGCAUGGCAACUGUCGAAAUGGAGGAUUUCUCAAGCACUCAGCUCUGGUUGUUAACUAUUUUAAUGCUGGUUGGUGGAGAGGUAUUCACUUCAAUGCUUGGUCUUUACUUCACGCAGGCCAAAUUUGAUACAAAAGGUUCUGCCGACAGAAGGAGCUACUCAGCUUAUGUUGAUAUUGAAUCUAGUAAUUCUACAAAGUCUGGUCCCAACAGUACCCAGGGCACCAAAGUUACAGUGCCACUGUCCGAACUUCACUUGCAAGAAAAAGACCAAGUUGAGCCCAAGGCAAUUGAAUCUUUAGGUUAUGCACUGUUGGUUUAUCUUCUAGUGACAAAUUUUGGCAGCUCCUUAGUUAUUUACCUUUACCUUAUACUCGUACCAGAUGCACAAGGAGUUCUGAAUAGAAAGGGCAUUGGGUUUGUCAUUUUCUCUGUAUUUACAGCCAUCUCCUCAGUUGGGAAUUGUGGCUUCACUCCAGUAAAUGAAAACAUGGUCAUAUUUCAAAAGAACACCAUUCUGCUAUUGCUAAUUAUUCCUCAGAUACUAGCAGGAAAUACAUUACUUGCCCCAUGCUUGAGAUUAGUGGUGUGGUCACUCAAGAAGAUUACUGGAAAAGAAGAAUAUUAUUUCAUUCUUGAACAUCCGGAGGCCAUCAGAUGCAAGCAUCUUAUGAGUAGUAAGGAGUGUAUUUAUUUGAUAUUAACUGUUGUCACCUUCAUCAUUACGCAAGCCAUAUUGUUUUGCUCUUUGGAAUGGAGCUCCGAGGCUUUGCAGGAAAUGAACAGCUAUCAAAAGAUAGUAGGUGCUUUCUUCAUGUCAACCAAUGCAAGGCAUGCUGGCGAAUCCAUUGUUGAUCUGUCAAGCCUCCCUUCAGUAAUCCUAGUCCUAUACACUAUAAUGAUGUAUCUCCCUGGUUACACUUCAUUUUUACCUAAAGAUGAUGAGCACCAUUCCAAAGCAGAAAUGAAAGGCAAAAGGAAAAGGCUAUUGGAGAAUUGGAUCUUCUCCCAGUUGUCUUAUUUGGCUAUCUUUGUAAUGCUAAUUUGCAUUACUGAGAGAGAAGCAAUGACCACAGAUCCACUCAAUUUCAAUGUUUUCAGCAUAUUGUUUGAAGUUGUCAGCGCAUAUGGAAAUGUGGGUUUUUCUGUUAGUUACAGUUGCAAGAGGCUACUGAAUCAUGACGUACACUGCAAGGAUGCUUCAUAUGGGUUUGUUGGAAAAUGGAGUGACAAGGGGAAAGUAAUUCUGAUCAUUGUCAUGGUUUUUGGGAGGCUUAAAACAUUCAAUAUGAAAGGAGGAAGAGCAUGGAAGCUUAGAUAGCAUCGAUCGUGCAUGUAACCAAAAUUCCACCACCCCAUAUAUGUUGUAAGUCAGAUAUACACAGCAAGUCGCUAAUGAGAUAUAAGACCCUAACAUAGCAUAAGUGCAUAACAAAGAUGGCAGGUGCUUGUCAGCAUUGUCUCUUUGCCUCCCAAAAUGCUAUUUUCCCCGUCAUGCUGUAGUACAAAGUGAAUAUAGAAUACGAUAAUAUCAAAAUAAUAGACGCACAUCGGCAGGGGUUCAUCAGAUACA
This is a messenger RNA of Phragmites australis (common reed), 1989 nucleotides long. Its product is annotated as cation transporter HKT1;3-like. The coding region runs from base 139 to 1737 and encodes 532 amino acids. Gene Ontology annotation, molecular function: monoatomic cation transmembrane transporter activity. The record is from RefSeq and is a predicted model, not a curated record. Gene Ontology annotation, cellular component: plasma membrane. Gene Ontology annotation, biological process: transmembrane transport; monoatomic cation transport. Lineage: Eukaryota; Viridiplantae; Streptophyta; Magnoliopsida; Poales; Poaceae. The transcript has 3 exons.